GGUCGGGUAUCGGUGGCGUUUUCAUCGGGUGAUCGUGUUUUCUACCCCUGUCUUUCCCUAAUUUUAUCGGUAUCGUUUUGGGUAUCGUAACGUAACUGUCGCAUACAGUAUUUUUUUUUAAGCAAAAAUGUAUAUUUUCUCGAAUUUAGUUAAAGUUACAAUUCCUAAUUACUUAGCUGGGUUACCCAUCCCUGAUAGUUUCGGUGGUUGGUUUCGUCUAGGAGUUCGUGAUUGGCUUGCUUUGUUACCACCAACUUUGGCAGUAGGGGGUAUCUCAUAUGUAUCAUAUCAAACAAUAAAGAAGGCUCGUGAGGCUGGCAAUGGCCAAGUAAAUCCUUCUAUUAGAAAGGAUAUAAACAAAGUUGUAGAUUUCAUUGAUAUUGAAGACAUCACAGAGAAAGUCUCACUUUGCAGAUGUUGGAGAAGCAAAAAUUGGCCCUAUUGUGACGGGGCACAUGGUGCUCACAACAAGGAAACCGGUGACAACACUGGUCCGGCAGUAGUCAGGCACAAGGAAAUCAAGUAGAAAUCGAGUUUACUCGUUUAAGAAUAAGUGAUAACAAAAUGUGAUCUAAUUAGCUUAAAAUUGUUAAAUGUAAUAUUGUUCACAUGUGCACCCAUUUGCUCAGUUGAUGU
Diatraea saccharalis (sugarcane borer) is the source of this 636-nucleotide messenger RNA. NCBI's taxonomy places the organism in Eukaryota, Metazoa, Arthropoda, Insecta, Lepidoptera, Crambidae. The record is from the annotation of a GenBank genome assembly.